This is a messenger RNA of Penicillium mononematosum, 1596 nucleotides long. RefSeq names its product MFS transporter. NCBI's taxonomy places the organism in Eukaryota, Fungi, Ascomycota, Eurotiomycetes, Eurotiales, Aspergillaceae. The transcript is spliced from 4 exons. Gene Ontology annotation, molecular function: transmembrane transporter activity. The record is from RefSeq and is a predicted model, not a curated record. Bases 1 to 1596 code for a protein of 531 amino acids. Gene Ontology annotation, biological process: transmembrane transport.
AUGGAAUCUCUCUUUCAGUAUCAACGUGUCCGACGAGCUGUUCGUGAGCAACUAGCGGAAAUCAAAGAAAAAUGCAGCUGUGAGAACUAUACACCCGGGUCACCACAUAGCUCGAGCUGUCAGUCAAGCAAUGUUUGGCUUUCUGUUCCGCCGAAGCAGCUCUCGCUCCAGGAAAAACCUCCCAUCGAUGCCCCCAUCAUUGUGGACUGGGAUGGUCAAAAUGAUCCUUUGAAUCCUGCAAGUCAGAGCGUGUCACGAAAGCUGUUCAUGACCUUUCUGGUCUCUUUACUUGCUUUUUCUGUAACCGCUACGUCGGCGAUUGAUGCUUGCGGUAUCCUGCAAUACAGUGAAGACUUCAACGUAUCCGAAGUAGUCGGGUCACUUGCGACAGCUCUAUUUCUUGUCGGUUUUGGGAGCGGCUCCCUCCUUUCAGGCCCAUUCUCCGAGACAUUUGGCCGGAAUGCCGUCUACCUGAUAACUAUGAUCCUUUUUCUGAUUUUUAUCAUGGCCGCGGGACUCGCCCCAAACAUCCACAGCCACCUGAUCUUUCGUUUCCUUGCUGGUUUCUUUGGCUCUACUCCGCUCAGCUGCGCUGGAGGUACGGUAGCUGAUUUGUGGAAUCCAGUACAGAAGACGUACGCUUUUCCAGCCUAUGCUAUCCCAUCAUUUGUGGGGCCAAUGGCCGGGCAGAUAAUAGGCAGUUAUAUCCCUGUUAAUCUAGGAUGGCGUUGGCUUGAGUGGAUAAUGCUUAUUAUGGGAGGUGCGAUUCUUGUGAUUGUUCUUCUGUUCCAGCCAGAAACAUACGGACCUCUUCUUCUGUAUUGGAAAGCAAAAAUUCUCCGUGAAGAAACUGGGGACGAGAGAUACAAAGCUCCGAUGGAGAUGAAAAACGAGGCUCUUGGCCCGCGACUGCUGGCCUCGGUGUAUCGGCCAUUUGCGCUGGUUUACUCUGAGUUGAUUAUCAUCUUGAUGUCGCUCUACCUUACCGUUGUCUAUAUUGUCCUCUUCACCUUCCUGGAGGGAUAUACAUACGUUUUUGGUCAUACGUAUGGGCUUUCACAGCAGAUGACUAGCAUACUCUGGGUUGGGAUGCUAUGUGGAAUUCUUCUUGUUGGCUGCCUGGUUCCGGUAGUAUACUCUUGGACUGCCAAAGAGUACAAGAAGACUUCUAGUAUUGCUCCUGAAAUGCGACUGUGGUAUGCAAUGCUGGGUGGUGCUCCAGCAGUGCCAAUAAGUUUGUUCUGGAUGGGAUGGACCAGCUAUCCGUCCAUCUCAAUUUGGUCUCCUCUUAUUGCCUCCGCCGUAUUCGGAUACGGAAUUACUGCUAUUUUCGUCUCCGCGUACAUGUAUAUCAUAGAUUCCUAUGGUGUAUACUCAGCAUCUGCAUUGGGAUUCCUUGUUUUUACCAGAUAUGUGGUGGCAGGCGGUAUGGCGGUUGCUGGUGGACCUAUUUACCGUUCUAUCGGCGUUCAUUACACGCUGACCAUCUUGGGGGCCAUCAGUACUGCCAUGGCCGCAAUCCCAUACUUGCUUUAUGUGUAUGGGCCGAGAAUUCGCCGAUACAGCAAAUUUGCUGUUAACGUCGGCGCAGAUUAA